Molecule: messenger RNA, 5101 nt
Organism: Gryllus bimaculatus (two-spotted cricket)
Lineage: Eukaryota; Metazoa; Arthropoda; Insecta; Orthoptera; Gryllidae
Source: the annotation of a GenBank genome assembly
AUGACGGCGCUGGCGUCGCGCAGGCGUCGGGGCAGCGGCUGGGCGCGCGCGGCGGGCGUGGCGGGCGAGGGCCUGCGGGGCCGCGAGGUGGAGCGGCGGCGCGCGGGCGGCGGCGACAUGGCGUCACGGGGCCGCGAGGGCCCGGAGUCGGUCUGUCUCCUCGACCCGUCGCCUGUCAUUUCUCUCGACCUGUUGGAAAGAGUCGCAGCUGGCCGGUGGCUCGCGCGCUGGAGCGGGAGGUGCGCUGUUGCAGGGCCGGCGGCGGCGGCGGUGGGAGCGGGCGCGGGCGCGGGGCCCGCCUGCCCCAUGUGCGUGGCCGCGCGCUGCCGCGCGGGGACGGGCGCCCGCGCCAGCGAGGCAAUCCGCUUCCAGGAGAACCUUUUGAAGACUAUGCUUCAGAUUGAAAACACUUUCUUUGCGUUGGGCCAAUCGUGCAGUCGAGACUGUCUCAUCAUCUGUGAUCGAGGAGCUAUGGAUGCUUCUGCAUUCAUUUCACGUGAUAAGUGGGAGCAAGUGAUGCGUGGAAAUGGAUGGAAUCCAGUGGAGUUGCGUGAUAACCGCUACAACCAGAUUAUCCACAUGGUGUCUGCUGCCAAUGGUGCUGAGGAUUUCUACUCCACAGAGGACCAUGCAUGUCGCUCAGAGGGUGUGGGAGUGGCACGUGAAUUGGAUUACCGUGCUGCAGCCGCGUGGGUGGGACAUCCAUACUUCGAUGUCAUCGAUAAUUCCACAGACUUCGAAAUCAAGAUCUGCCGCAUGAUUGAUGCUGUCUGCCAAAAAUUAGGCAUUGACACAGGGGAUCGACUGCAGACUAAUUCCCGAAAGGUGAAGUUCCUCGUGGCAUCAUUACCUCCUGAUUCAGCUUUUCCACCUUUUCAAGACUUUGAUGUCGUUCACAACUACCUUCAAAGCAGUGGCCCACAGACACAAGUUCGUCUCCGCAAACGUGGCCAAAACGGUCAUUGGAGCUACAUUCAUACAAUCCGCAAACCUAAAAUUCGUGAUCAGGUGAUUGAGGUAAAGACACAAUUGACUCAUCGUGAUUAUCUCAAUAUGGUAGCGCAACGUGAUGAUUCACAUUUUACAAUCUACAAAAAGAGACGCUGCUUCCUUAUCAAUAACCAGUACUUCCAAUUGGACAUUUACAAGGAGCCUUGUCAUCCUCGCUGCAAGGGCCUCAUUCUUCUUGAAACAUACACCAGUGCAGAACAGAAUCGAUUGACAAGUUGUUUGCCACAAUUUUUGACAAUUGUGAAAGAAGUCACUGGUGAUCCUUCUUACUCAAUGUUCAAUCUAUCUCUGCGUGAGGAAUGGACCACCACCAAGAAAUUCUGUCAUCGUCUGCAAGUGCCAGAUGAAGACCCAGCACCACCAGGAGAUCUCAAGACCAAUGGGCACAGCAAUCAGAAUGGACAUGCCACUGAGCCCACUGCAGCCACAUUGGUUAAUGGAGUAUAGAAUAGCAAUGCUUACCAAAUCUAAUGUUUGGUCGGCAUCACCUUUGUGUAUAGAUUAUGUCUGACACAUUACUGUAGCAGUUUAUAUUCCGUUGUUAUCCUACGUUUUCUUUCCUCAUUGACUAAGCUACUGGUUGUCACGACUUGAUUCUUAAUCAGAACAGAGCCCUGAUAUGUGGCUCCAAGGCAGCACACUUCAACUGCCUUACAUGGUAUAUUCCCAAGAGAGCAGUUCAUAGCUUAAAGAAGCUUAAUGAUCAUUAAAAGUUAUUUUACCUUGGCAUGCAGAGCUAUUAAAUGGAAAGUCUUAGAAUUCCAUCACUGAAAUUGUUUGUCGCGUUUGUUCAAAGACUUUGUGUAUGAUGAUUGAGCUUUCUUUUCAAAAUUAAAGAAUUUGCAAAUAGAUAAUUUUUUUGGCACAGAAAUAGAAUUUUAGGAUGCAAUCAAUUCUGACUUAAAGUAGAUGUCUUAAAAUCAUCAUGUAUUUUCUGCGCUUAUGUAUUCAAAUUUUUGUCAGUUCCUAAUGAUACAUUUUGUAGCAAAGAAAAAAAAAAUCCUAGUCUUCUGUGUUACCAAAUGAAUUAUUUUCAUUUUAGUUGUAUAGAAGUUGCAAACCUUUGCAUUCUACUCAUUUAAUAAUUUUAGAAGCUCUCUGUAUGGUAUGCAAAAUUAUUUGAAGUGCAAAGCACAAAGAAAGAAAAGUGGCUUAUGAUUCCUGACCCAUUUUAUGUAGAAGAAAAUAUUUUGAUCAUGGCUGCUGAAGCCUAUACUUUGUAUGCACACAAAAUUUGGAUUCAGAAUUUGUUAUUUUCUUCCAGAUUCUUUGAAUUCAGUGUUAGGUAAAUAGUUUGGCAAAUUAUCAUAAUACUAAGGGGAUGUACUUAGGCAACAGUUUGCAAUUUUGAAUCUUCAGUGUUCAUUGAUCAACAUCUGUUGUCUUCUUACAUAUCAUGAUAAUUUUCUGACCUUCAUUCAAUGUGGAAUAAUAAUUUAAAAAGCACUGUGAUGUGUAUACUGUGAUAAUAAUAAACACAGUGAUGGAAUACAAGGAAGAUAGCUGGUAUUAGUAUAAGACCUUCAUUAGUUGUGUCUUUGGAAUUGAUUUUUUCUUUUUGCAAAUAAUCAUGCUCUCUCUUGGAGCUAGAUAAGCACCAUUGAUAUCUUCUAAAAGCCACCCUCUGUUCCUAUACCUACCCUACUGUAUUGUGACUAAAAUGGCAAACUUACCUCCAGUGAUGGUGACCACCAGAAGUCCCUUGCCACAUUAAGCUGAAAAAAUUGCAAUUAUUUCAUGUAGAAAUUUCCUUUCUAUUUGUUGUGCCACACUACAAUUUUUUAAUACUGUGUGCAUUAAAUGAAAAUAAUGUGACAGGUGCAGAAAACAAAUAUUUAGUAAGAGUAGUUGCUCUUCUGUUAAAUGAGAAAAUGGAGCCACAUCAUUGGUACAUUAGGCAUCAAACAUUAAUCUUACACUACAUUUAUGGAAAAUCCUGCAUUUAUUUAUUGAGAAUAUGAUCAAGAAAUCAUUGUUAUAUGUAGGUUAAAUAUAUUGAAAUAUGAGAAUUGUUAUAUAAACAUGCAGUUUAAUAUUUUUGUAGUUCGUUGUAGAUUUGUAUUUGUUCACGUAUUUAGAAAGCAAUAUUAUAUGUAUGCCUAUUUACAAACUGGUUCAAAUGUUUGUAUAUUUGUCACUUAAUGUUCUCAAUUUUGUCACGCCUGCAAGAAAACUAUUGCAGAGUAAGAAUUGUGAGAAAUAAUUUAAUACUGAGUAAAUUAAGUUUUAAUGAAAUACUAUAAAUCCUCAAGUAAGUUGUUUCUCAACAGUGUUUAUUCUUGAAGAUUACCUCUUUUGAUUGCACACUUGGUUACACAAUGGAAAUCUUAAUCAUACAUUAUGUGAUGAGAGUUGGAAGUAUGGUAAAAUCCUGCAAGAAACCUUCAGCCCACUGCCUGGUGUGUUGUUUUAAUUUAUUGGCACUUGAGCAAUUUUAUUUGUAUUUGAGAAAAGAUGUGUAUAUAAUCAAAGUAUAUGAUGCAACCCACGUCUCUGGUGCAAGCUUAAUUUUUACAGAAUAAUUCAAAUAGUGAGAAUUUUAAAAUAAAAGGAAUGGAGGAUAAAAUGCACAGCUGUUAGGAUUUCAAUUUCUUCCCCUCUUUCCCUAGGGGAGAAAAAUCUUGAAUUAUUCAAUAUGUUAGUGAGUUAUGUAAUCUAAAAUGUUUGGUCUUCUUUUCCAACAAUUUUGCCUGAGGCCAGUAUCACACGAGCAUUGUGUUGAUGUGCAUUAUUUAUUGCAUGUCAAUGCAACACUGGUGUGCAGGGGCCCCAAAAUGCUAAUAUUAAUUCCUGUAAAAUUUGUAAUUGCCUUGUGCUGAAAGCCUGGAUUAAUUUGAAGUUGGCAGAAAGAAAGAGAGAAAAAUAUUUGAAUUGUAGAACUUUUAUGUGUUGAGAUAAUUCAAAACUUGUUUAAAUAUUUCAUCCUGAUCAUGUAAUUAAAUGAACUUCAUUAGUCCUUUGUUUGUGGCCUUAAAAAUGAAUAUAUCAAAGGAACUAUGCUUGUCAAUUAAUAAUGCAAAAGUAAUGUGCAUAAUAUCACUGAAAAUAUGUGAAAACACGCUGAAAAUUAAAACAAAUUGGGGAGUGGAAUUGUAAUGCAAAAUGACAUUAUUUACUGAAGUUAAGUUAAUAUUGGAAAUUUUAAUAAACAGCAUAGUCUUGCAGAGUAUUAGAUCAAGAGUUUGGAUGACCAAGAUAUUUUCAGCUCUUUCGCACUAAUUUUAGUGUAUGUGUUAAUGACAUUUUCACAAAUUCAACAUUCUUUGAGAAUGUGGUGAACUGUUGCUUUCUGCAUCUGGUCACAAAUUUUGCAGUAUUCGGAAAAAAUGAAAUCUGGUUUACUUACAAUAUUAGUAAACGGCCCCAUUUCUUCAAUAAAAUCAAGUUACCAUGCGUCAAAUAAAGAUAUGGGUUUACAAGUUACUGAAAAUAUUUUCUUACUUGAAGUUCAAAUGUGUGACUGUACAUAAUUGAUAUAUUGAAAGCAUGUCUAUUUUUUCAGUCUUCAAACAAAAGUAAACAAGGCAGUUUCAGUGUAACCUACAGAGAAAUUGUCAUGCUUGUGUGUUGAAUUCUUAAUAAUUUUGACAUCAAAGCAAUCAUUAUUGUACCUGCAUAUUACACUGAACCAGGGUUUUAAAAAAAUUUGGACAUCUGGUCAUCAGAAGUUGUUUUCAAUACGAUUGAUAAUAAUAAAACACUGAUCUUGAGUCAUUUGAGAAGCCCAUGAUUUAACAGUUUGCAAUUGUAAUUUUUAGCUAUUUGGUAAUGAGAGUAGUUUUAUUCUGAAUUCAUUUCAAAUUGAAUUUUAAACGUUAUAGAAAUGUGAAACUAUUUUCUUUUAAAUAACAUUACUAUUAUCUCAAAAUAAAUGUUUAGUGUAUAGUAUAUCAAGGCAAAAACUAAUUACUCUUCAAUCAGAAUUAUGGCCAGGCGACCAUAUUUUUUCAUCCCUGAUAUUACUUGUGUGCCUCAACUGAGUAUUUUUUCUGUCUCUUGUGGGGGGGCCAGCAGUUUGUGUUAUGGUUGGCCUAUUCUUAAAGGCCCAAUGUAUAUUGGCUGUGUCAGAAAUAUAUGAGCCUUUUCUCAC